Messenger RNA from Mesitornis unicolor (brown roatelo), 646 nucleotides. It is a transcript of the gene IL18, whose product is annotated as interleukin 18. The transcript is spliced from 5 exons. Bases 4 to 579 code for a protein of 191 amino acids. NCBI's taxonomy places the organism in Eukaryota, Metazoa, Chordata, Aves, Mesitornithiformes, Mesitornithidae. The record is from RefSeq and is a predicted model, not a curated record. Gene Ontology annotation, molecular function: cytokine activity. Gene Ontology annotation, biological process: immune response; inflammatory response.
AAGAUGAAUGAUGAAGAGAUUCUUGUGUGCGCAGUACAACUUGGAGAAAAUUUCUGCCUCUAUUUUGCAGACGACGAUGGGCUGGAAUGCGAUGCCUUUUCUAAGGAAAAAAUUCUCCACCGAGUCCUUCGAAAUGUAAAUAGCCAGUUGCUUGUGGUUCGACCAGACUUAAACAUUGCAGCUUUUGAAGAUGUGACAGAUCAGGAGAUGAAAUGUGGCAAUGGAAUGCACUUCAGCAUCCACUAUUACAAAACUACCACACCUUCAGCAGGGAUGCCUGUUGCAUUCAGUGUCCAGGUCGAAGAUAAAAGUUAUUACAUGUGUUGUGAGAAAGAAUGUGGAAAAACGAUAGUUCAAUUUAAGGAAGGAGAAGUUCCCAAAGACAUUCCUGGUGAAAGUAAUGUAAUCUUUUUCAAAAAGACAUUUACAUCUUGUAGCUCCAGAGCAUUUAAGUUUGAAUACUCCUUAGAACAAGGAAUGUUCUUGGCCUUUGAGGAAGAAGGCGGCUUAAGAAAAUUAAUUCUAAAGAAACUGUCAAGCAAAGAUGAAGUGGAUGAAACCAUGAAGAUAACUUUCUAACUUGUCAGAACGGAAGUCACUACCUAUGCCAUACUUCAACAGUUUUAAAAUAUAUUUUGGCUUUUUA